Molecule: messenger RNA, 1236 nt
Organism: Melanotaenia boesemani (Boeseman's rainbowfish)
Lineage: Eukaryota; Metazoa; Chordata; Actinopteri; Atheriniformes; Melanotaeniidae
Product: hyaluronan and proteoglycan link protein 3-like
Exons: 5
Coding region: 84-1178 (364 amino acids)
Biological process (GO): cell adhesion
Molecular function (GO): hyaluronic acid binding
Source: RefSeq, a predicted model, not a curated record
UCCUAUGAAAACUGCUUGUGUUGUACUUUAAUAAACAGCUUCCUCAAACAGACUUCUCUUUGCAGGUGUGAGGCGUUGCCAUAAUGAGGAUUUGUUGCCUCCAAAUAAUGCUGCUGUCAGUGGUUCAGCUGUUCUUCUCAUAUUGUUCCUUGGCUGCUUUCUCAGUCCAGAACAAUUUCUUCUAUCAAGACAUUUUCAGGGCAAAUGGCAAAAAAGAAAUUUAUUUCAGUGAUGUGAGGCUCCAUGUGGACUCUGCUCAGCCAUCAGUGUUUGCAGUCAGAGGGGGUAACACUACCCUUCCAUGCAGGUUUUGGUACGAGCGCAAGCCAAGCUCACAGAGGGAGGCUCGGAUCAAGUGGUCCUGGCUGCCUGCUUCUGGUAGACAUGAGGAGGACGUGCUGGUGGCUAUUGGCUCACAUAUUCGAAGUUUUGGAGUCUUUAGGGGCCGCGUGGAGCUCAGACAAGAUUUCCCUGGAGAUGCUGCACUUGUGAUGACUGACCUUCAGCUGAAUGAUACUGGUCGAUACAGAUGUGAGGUGGUGGAUGGAUUAGAAGACAAGAGCGCAACAGUUCAUCUGGAGUUACAAGGUGUGGUGUUUCCCUACCAGCACCCUCGUGGCCGAUACCAUCUGAGCUUCCUGGGAGCCCAACAGGUCUGUGAGGAACAGGACUCCACACUGGCCACUUUCACACAACUUUUUCAGUCCUGGAAAGAGGGUCUGAACUGGUGCAACGCAGGCUGGCUGGCUGACGGGACAGUCCAGUACCCCAUCACACAACCGAGAGUGCCUUGUGGGGGGCAUAGCCUCGCUCCAGGAGUGCGCAGCUAUGGCAGAAGACACCUGAAGCUUCAUCGCUAUGAUGUCUUCUGCUUCUCUUCUUCAAUCAGAGGGAAAGUUUACUAUCUUGAGUCCUCUCAAAAGAUGAACCUGACUGAGUCUCAGCGGGCCUGUCAGGAGGAUGGAGCAGAGAUAGCCAAAGUCGGGCAGUUGUACGCUGCCUGGAGGUUCGCAGGUCUGGACCGCUGUGAUGCAGGAUGGCUGGCUGAUGGAAGUGUUCGGUAUCCCAUCAGCAGGCCACGUAGAAACUGUGGUCCUCCUGAGCCGGGGGUACGCAGCUUUGGUUUCCCCCCUCUGCAGCACAAACAUGGAGUCUACUGCUACAAGUUAGAUGAUUGAGCAAAUGGGGUAAAUGGCUUUAAACACUGCAAACUGCUCAACCUGCAGCUAAAUGACC